Messenger RNA from Aspergillus nidulans FGSC A4, 633 nucleotides. RefSeq lists its product as uncharacterized. NCBI's taxonomy places the organism in Eukaryota, Fungi, Ascomycota, Eurotiomycetes, Eurotiales, Aspergillaceae. Gene Ontology annotation, molecular function: ATPase inhibitor activity. The transcript has 4 exons. The record is from RefSeq and is a predicted model, not a curated record. Gene Ontology annotation, cellular component: mitochondrion. Bases 119 to 415 code for a protein of 98 amino acids.
GUUGCUCACCAGUCAGACCACCCCCUCUUCCUCUCUUUUCAUCCAUUUAUCUUCUCUCACAUCAACGAUUUCAAAACUUCUCACUUCCAUCUACAGAGUACCACAAUCUACAAUCACUAUGCUUCGCCAAUCCAUUACUCGUCCUCUCUCCACGACAUCCCGUGCUAUCUUCACCCGCCCUUUCUCCGCAAUUGCUCCAAGAAUGGGUGAAGGCGAUACCGGUGCUCCCCGGCCUGGCGGUGCUGCGCAGAGUGAUGUGUGGCAGAAGCGAGAAACCGCUCAGGAGAACCUCUACAUGUACGAAAGAGAGAAGGAAAAGCUUGAGGCUCUGAAGAAGAAGAUUCAAGAGCAACGUGAGCACCUGAAUGAGCUAGACAAAAAGCUUGACCAAUUCACCCAGAACGGGAAGAAAUGAACUUGAUUUAUUAAAGCUAUUCUGAAAGUGGUGCUCGUCGGACAUGUUACUUCAUGGCGAAGGAUAUCCCGCCAUUUCGCGCAGCACAUAUCAUCCGCAUCAUCCAGCGCUGAUGUAUUUGGCUCAAUGUACCUUAAUUGACAACCCUUCUCAGCUCAAUAAUAGCUCGUAAUUAUGUGCUCUCCGUUUGAAAGCAGGAUUACGAAGACUACCUGUAC